AUGGGGAAUGGCACCAUCGCCGCCUUCUUCAUCGACCCCUUCCUUCAUGAGCCUAAGGUGGAGAAGGGGAACCUCCAGAUGUCAACGGCCGGUUCAAAGGGACCAUUGAGAUGUGAAUGGGAUACGAUAGCAAACGCUUCGUCGGCUGAUGGGGGACGACCGAUCAAUGACCCGCUGGGCCUCAGAGCGGGAGCUUCUAGUUCAUCGCCGCUUGAGGACGAAGGAAGGGAGACCAUCGUGGCAUCGCCCCCCAUCACCACCAUGGCGCGUAGAAGGGGCCGACCCAUGAUCGUCCCUAGCUUGUUGCCUCGACACCGGCCUGCAUCAUGCACGACACCAGUGGAGGGGCAGGGCCAAGUGACGGAGGGGGAGGCACAAGCGAUGGAAAAGGCAAGUGACGUUGGCAAUUCUUUGAUGGGCUUGCUGGUUGCUGUAGUUGCCGCGGUCGUGAAACCAUUCAAAAAAGACACAAACACUUCUGCGAAAUCAUCAAAAAUUAAACAAGAAGAGAAAGAACCAUCGAUUGCACGCUUCGUGGUAGCAUAUGUUUUAUUGGUUGUCCAAGUGCUGGUGCUUGGUAUUGUCUUGUGUCCUCUGGCAGUUCUGUAUAUGCUUGGGCUGUAUCUCUCUGCUGGAAUUUCUUUAUGGCGUCUGAUACAACAUGACUAUGGUAACCCUGAUGGAGGCGCCAACCUAAAGCCAGCUCUCAACGUCUUGUACUCCUUAGCCAUGGCCCAAGGUGUGGUUUAUGGCUACAGGGCCAUCUAUGAUUUAGUGGCAAAAACCGGACUAGUGGAAGAAGUGGCCAAUUAUUAUUCAUUAGAGACAGACCUAGUUUCGGAGUACCUAGACGAAACUGUGGCAGGAUGUAUGAAGGAUCCGUCGUUUGCGAGAGGAAGGAACCUCGUCACAUAUGCUGUGGACUUAUUGAUGGAAUCUAAGUCUAGGUAUGGCUACAUUUCUGGGGUUCUGAUUCUUGGAAAAAUGGAUAGGUAUUAUUAUGGACAGCAGGGUCUGAUGAAACAACUACUGACUGGAUCAGCGUCCUUUAGCCACGUGGUCCAGCGACUACUAGAGACAUUUGGUCCGAGAAGCCCAUGUAGCACAGAGAUCAGGGUGCGAGCUGCCAGGAUAGUGGCAACUGUUGCUGGCAGCAUCUGUCUGGACCACUUCCCAGCUCAAGGGAUGAUGAUGAUUCAGUGUGUAUCAUCCCUGCUCGACACAUUUGAAGAAUACAGGUGGCGGCCUGAGGGAUACGAUGAGCGACAAUACAGGUACAAGGAGUGCGAUCGGGGCUGGCUGCUAGGUGACCGGGAGCUUAUGUACCUACAUGUCGACAAAAUUCCAACCGCGAAGGCCGCUGACAGAAAGACACAGGGCUACAAAGGUCUGGUGGUGCAAGGCCUAUGUAUCCUUCAGGGUCUGGCCGCCAAUGAGGACAACUGCAGAAUCAUAAGGAACGCUCAAGGUCUGCUAUACAAGGCAAUAUCGCCUCUUAUCUCAGACCAACUUCACGGCGGUGACCAUCAUGAUGAAUGGUCCAGCAUGGCAGAGGAAUCAUUGGUACUGAUUUCACGGCUUAUGGCUACUCCGUAUCCAGGAGAGACCGGAACAAAGCUGCCAAGUGAGAUCUCAGGCAACAUCCAAGUCAUCAUCAGAGCCAUCAAAGUUAUUCUAGAGUGUGUCAGGUGUCAAGCGCUGCUGAAAAGACAAGCCGUAGAGGUCCUCCUACACCUGUCUCUGUAUGUGGAUACACAUACACCAGACUCCAUUAUGCUUAUGCCCGGUGGAAGUGGAAGCAGCAGCAGCACAAUGUUCGUAUGGAUGCUGCUGCACAUUUCUCUUGUUCCAGAUUAUCACUUUGACAGGAUGUGCGGUUCCGCUCAUUUGGCAAAGAAGAGCAGUGACAUCAAAGGAUUAGCAGGUGAAAAGCUGCAGGGCAUGCUGUCUUCAUCUUCACAAGCGAGUACGCUGAGAUCAGUUGGUGACGUUAUUCGCAGCCUUGCUACAGCAGUUGCAGAUGCCGAAAACAAUGCAUACAUCAGAAUACAUGCAGCAAAAAUCCUGGAGGACCUGGUCCAUUACUACACCAAGGAUGAUGAGAAUCUCAAACAGCUGAAGAAAGCCAUGACUGAUGCGAUGCCAGAGGUGCUCAAAGAAAUUCUCCAUGGCCGAGGCAUGAGAGAAGCAGGAAUACAAGCUGUAACAGAAGCAAACAACGGCGGCAAGAUUCCGGCAGCUGGCGCGGACCUAGAACAAGGUGGUUCUUCGCAUGAUAACAAUGGUACUUCUCAUCAGCAAAAGGGUGAGCAACACCAGGGAAUCCAACUGCAGAAGGCCUUGGGAGAAUUGUGCUGCACGGUAUACCACUACUGGAUAUGGAAACGAGACCAAGAUUUGGCUCGUCAGUUCGACGAGAUCGCAGCCAAGAUAUGUGCGGGACAGGGGAUGCCUCACAAGACUUUCAGAUCACUUGUGUAUGAAGCAACCAAGAAAAUUUGGGAGGAGAAGAGGCCUUCAAGAUUGGCGGCUGAACGUACCAGCUAA
Miscanthus lutarioriparius is the source of this 2547-nucleotide messenger RNA. Lineage: Eukaryota; Viridiplantae; Streptophyta; Magnoliopsida; Poales; Poaceae. The record is from the annotation of a GenBank genome assembly.